Messenger RNA from Alternaria rosae, 3264 nucleotides. RefSeq names its product ARS binding protein 2-domain-containing protein. Bases 364 to 2997 code for a protein of 877 amino acids. The transcript is spliced from 2 exons. Gene Ontology annotation, molecular function: DNA replication origin binding. NCBI's taxonomy places the organism in Eukaryota, Fungi, Ascomycota, Dothideomycetes, Pleosporales, Pleosporaceae. The record is from RefSeq and is a predicted model, not a curated record.
CGACCCGCCAUAGCACCUGAACGACCGCAAAUUACCACCCGCUGGACCCUCGACGACGCGACUCCAUAGCGCGCUGCCACUGCAAACGACGUAAUCCCUCUCUCGCGACUGUCCUGACAGAGCGACGGCGCUGGGCGCAUCGCAUCCUAUCGUUGGACCUCUUCGCGCUGGACUCGCCGGCUCCGCUGCGACAGCAGGCGCUGAGUGAGGACUCCCCUUGGGGCCAGAAGAAGUAAACCUCGGGACGCACCUCUAUAUCCAUGGCCUGCUAUUGGCAGUAGCGCGGCCGCGAAUCAUCUCGACGCCCUCAUGGCAUGCUGACGGGCCGAGGAAGCAGCAGAGCGCGUUACACUGUGGAGAACCAUGCAAGUCGACUUUGGCGACGAGGGAGAGACGGAGCACAGCCUGCACCUGACAGCCAACGCCCACCAGCACUACGAACACGCGGGGCCUGGCAGCGGGCCGGCCUACUCGCCCUUUCGACAUCCAGGCGGUGGUGGUGUACCAGCAAUUGAUCCGGGACUGGAGCAGAGCACAGGUGCCAGCCGCAAUGUGCACACGCCCAUGUCGGCGGUCCCCCAUCAGGCCCAGUCCAGUCACCUACUUCAGCCAGACAAUGCCCAUAACCUCGCCCACGGCUUCUAUGGCGAUAUGCGCAGCUCCCAGACUCCCCCAGCGUCUGCGAAAGCCUCGCCGCGCUUCUCCGCCAUAUCGCCCACCAGCCAGCCGCGCCAGGCUGCCUCCCACUACGAGCCCGCCGACCGCGACACGCCAUCGCGCGAUGUAUCCGACGACACCAUCGACCACGCCUACGCGACCUUCAUCCUCUACUGCAACCCCAACUUCCCCACCACCAUCGACACGAGCGAACUAGUCAAGCUGUUCCGGACACCGCCAAAGAGCGACGGCAACGCAUUCAACACAUGGACUCUCUUCGAGCUGAUACGCAAGCUGGACGCCAAAGAAAUCAAAACAUGGACACAACUGGCGCUGGACCUGGGAGUCAAGCCGCCCAACACGGACGAGGGACAGAGCACGCAGAAGGUGCAGCAGUACUCAGUCAGACUAAAGCGAUGGAUGCGCGCCAUGCACAUCGACGCCUUCUUCGAGUAUCUGCUGGGCAAGCAACACCCCUACUUCCUGCAAAUACCUCAUCCUCACAACCCCUUUCCGACUGAUGGACGGGAUGGUGUACCUUUGGAGGAAGAUCUGGCUAUCCGGGCUCUCGAUCCCAAGUUCAAGCCGAAGCGCGGACGGCGGAAAGCUGAUGACGGAGAGGACGACAUCGACUUUGACGAAGGCGCGCCGGCUCGUAAGCGCCCGCAGUUGGAUACGUCAAUACCGUUUGGCAACGUGCUGCAGCCCCAAUCAGCAUACCCCACUAGCGCCCAUCCUAACAACAUGCAUGGAGGCUUCCUCACCCCUCAAGAGCCAUGGACUACAGUCUCAACCGUCACUCCUUCUUCCGCUUUGACAGCAGCGUCAGCACCAAGUCGUUUAGGCCAGAGCCUGACACCAUAUACCGAUUCGCCAAUGUCUGGACAACACAUACGAUGGCGACUGAAUACUCACGACACACCUCAAACCCCUCAUCCACUUUCCGCGGUAACACCACAAUCCGCAUACCCCUUCUUCGAUGAGCCUCAGUCUGCCGUCACCCCGUCCAGUGCAAGGUCACGCUCUCGUCGACGCCACGGUCCCGCUGUAUCGUCGGCAUGGUCGACCAACAAUACCUCGUCUACCGGCAAGCUUCGUGGCCGGCCGCCGAGCAAUCGAUCAUUUCGAGAUGGACCGUACAACACGUUUCCGGCCAAUCCGAAGACGAAAGAAGGACCACCCAUCGACCGUACUCCAGGCAAUCUAACACCGAUAGUUGAGCGCGCACAUUCUGACCCUCCAGCACCCGAGAACUCGUUCCGCUUCCCGCCAACACCGGCGUCUGCCAUAUCGCCUUCCAAAAUGGAGGGCCAGCUCAUGGGUGGCGCGCCGCAGAAACAGCGACUGAGUCUCCAGGUCCCUCCAAAUGUCGGCAACCCAGUAGUGCGAUUAGUCACACCAACGGUACUGGUAAACGGAGAGCAAAACGACUCUCCCGGCACUGGUCUAGGGCCUUCUCCAAUAAGCGCCGCCUCAACACAAGUUUCACCCGCACAUGCCUAUGAACAGCAGAGCAUGUACCAAAAACAAGACAACAGGCCAACACAUCAGACCUACCACGGCGCGCUCACCCCCUCGGAAACACCCGCCCAACAACGACCACCACCGCCAAUCCGCUCGCAAACCUCCCCAGACCUCUCUACCACCUCCCCGUCUCUCCCUUCAAUCCCUCUCGAAACACUCAACCGCGCCCUAGCCGCCGAGCUAAUCCGCGCCCCGUUGACCGGUCGGCGGAAGCGUUUAAGAGGCAACGAAGCGAAAACCCUGGCUACUGCUAUUCUCCAACCACUCUACUCAAAACCAACAUCGGGACUACCUUCCUCCCCAGCUAAAGUUAUGUCCGAUCAAACCCUCGGCAUAGCAAUCAGUAGUUGUCUCGGCCUCACCAGCGCAGUCGGCAUCGGUAUUGGCGGACCUACAGGUGGCGUUCGUCGCGUAGAAUGCAUACGAUUUCGUAUUGGCGGCGACGGCUACGAGUCCCCCAUCGACGACGAUGAAGACGACGGUGAUGCUACUACCGUAGAUAAUCUACAUUCUCGUCCUGGCAACUCAGGCAAUCGCAUAAAAGAAACCUUUGACGUCUACUUCGCCGUAAACUUCGGCGGGUUGACCGGAGAGUGGGUUGCCAAGGGUCUUGAAAUACGCAACGAAAAUACCGAAGACGCGAGUGGAGACCGCAGAAGAGACGGCGAAGCGGCAUUAGAUAGGGAUGAUGCUGGGCCAAGUCAGAUGACGCCUGCAGCAUGGAAAAGCAAGUUUCUAGACAUGCAGCGACGGUUAUGGGAGAGAGAAGAAGAGGUUAAGAGUCUCAAAGAUAGGAUUCUUGAGGCUGUGUUGUAGGAGGAGGACAGUUCGUUUCAUUCAUGCCGGUAAAAUAUAAGGUGGGUUGAUGUCUCUUUUGAUGUUUGUGUAUAUUGGGCGUAUAUGGGAAGGUUGGGUAAGGUUGGGAGGUUGGAUCUGCUAUAUACCCCAGUUUGCUGUUUGGUAUUCUUACUCUUGGGAUUUGGGGUGUGGGUUAGGAUGGGAUGAGGAUGAGGAUGAUGUAAGAGGGAUGGAUAAAGCGAAGGGAAAAUCUUGGAUGUAGGUAGCAUAGCGUGUAGGUUGUUU